AUGAGCGCUCCUCGUACACCUGUUCGAAAGGCUUAUGCUGGGUCUACGUCGCCUAGCAAGUCGGUAUUUGCGACGAAUAUUACCAGGGGAACUGCACAGGCUAGAUUCAAGUCCAAUGUUGCAGCGCUCUUGGUCCUUCUCGGACUACAAUUUUUCGCACCCGGAGCGGUCGAACUGACGCUCGCCACGACCAAGUUGUGCGCAUCGACUCUCUCGCCUAUAUUCGGGGACAGCUUUGGGGGAAAGUUUGCUUCAUUUGUUGAGAUAUCGGUACCGUUGGUCUUGAUAUGGAACACGAUCGAGGCCGCGUAUAGGAUCCAGUGGCCGGCGACAUAUGUACCUACUCCGCCUACCCCUGGUCCCUUCUCGACGCCCUUGUCACCUGCUCAGAGAAGGCUGAGGGGCCUCACACCCAAGCCCUCUCGUCCACCCAGCUUCCCGGCCCCUGCUCUCCCUCCUUCGCCACUCCGUUCGCCAUCCAAGGAGUUCAUGCCAACUGCGUCGACUUCCCCUACCAAAGGCGACAAGAACCCAUUUUUGGCUGCGUCGGCUUCGAACCCUUUUGCUCCUUCUCGGUCGAGUACGAAUCCGUUCUUGAGUGGGAGUUUGAAUACCGGUCCGCCUUCGCCUUCGCUGAGGGAUUCGUUUGCUGCGAGCGCUUCGUCAUCGUUCAACGGCAAGCACAGCGUUGGGCCCGGAAAAGCAUUGGAUCGCUCGAUGGUGGAGAGUUUGGUUUCCGAGUUGGAUCGAUGA
Rhizoctonia solani is the source of this 753-nucleotide messenger RNA. RefSeq lists its product as uncharacterized. The record is from RefSeq and is a predicted model, not a curated record. The transcript has 5 exons. NCBI's taxonomy places the organism in Eukaryota, Fungi, Basidiomycota, Agaricomycetes, Cantharellales, Ceratobasidiaceae. Bases 1 to 753 code for a protein of 250 amino acids.